UAAUGGAAGCAUCUCAAGGAGGGAAGAGGACUGCGAACGACGGGGGAGUUCGAUACAGGGGGAUUCGCAGGCGGCCAUGGGGAAAGUUCGCGGCUGAGAUACGUAAUCCGACAAGGAACGGAGCACGACUAUGGCUCGGAACAUUCGAGACGGCCGAAGAGGCGGCUAGUGCUUACGACCGGGCUGCUUUCGCUUUCCGAGGUCACUCGGCCAUUCUCAACUUCCCGAACGAGUUCCAACGUCAAGAUACACCACCUUUUUCAGUGUCUGUAGCUUCUUCAUCUUCUUAUAAAUCAGUUGGCAUGGCGAAUCAUCCUAGAGGACAAGGAAGUGAAGUUAUAGAAUUUGAGUACUUGGAUAACAAGUUGUUAGAGGAUCUUCUUGAAACAAAAGGAGAAAUACAAGGCCCAUAGAACGAAUUAAAUCUUUUUGAGUUGAAGUUUAUUGUUUUGGAUUAAUUCACCAUUGAAAGAAUAUUGUGUGUGCUAUUUCACUGUAAGCAACGCAAAUUUAAUUUAC
Messenger RNA from Hibiscus syriacus, 519 nucleotides. Its product is annotated as ethylene-responsive transcription factor ERF098-like. Bases 3 to 413 code for a protein of 136 amino acids. The record is from RefSeq and is a predicted model, not a curated record. Gene Ontology annotation, biological process: ethylene-activated signaling pathway; regulation of DNA-templated transcription. NCBI's taxonomy places the organism in Eukaryota, Viridiplantae, Streptophyta, Magnoliopsida, Malvales, Malvaceae. The transcript has a single exon. Gene Ontology annotation, molecular function: DNA binding; DNA-binding transcription factor activity.